UAAAUGUAUAAAAACGACAUAUACGUUUAUAUACAUUGGCAAACCAUCAAAAAAAAUGUUAAAGUUUACUCCCACUAACACCACCACCACCACCACCACCAACAACAACAUGAAAUCACACGCCUCAAACAAAUAAUGUAUGAUGAUGAUUGUGUAUAUUGUUGUGAUAUCGAUGGCAUUGAAGACUUACGUGUUUAUGUCUAUGUCUGCUCUUCAUUUAAUUUCACUUUUCAUAUAUGAUAUAGCUGUGUUGUUUAUCUCUACACAUACAUAUAAUAAUAAUAUCUCAUCAUUUUGUGUGAAUACAUUGAAGAAGAUUUGAUCUUAGUAUUCGCCACCAUUAUUUAAUCGUCAUCAUAUUCCGUUUUUUUGAAGAAAACAAAAACAAAAAAUCCAUAAUUGAAAUUGAAAUACAAUUAAGAUUAGAAUCAAUUAUUGAUUAUGAUGAUGAUAUAAUCUUCAGCUGAUCGAUAAAUAAACUUGUUACAACUGUAUUGUGUUGUUCUUUUUGGUUUUGAUUUCAAAUAUUUUUGUCAAUUGUCCAAAAAAAAAAAAAAAAUCAAAUUAUUCGCCAGUAUUUCUUGACAAACAAUAAUAGCCAUAACAAAAGUCGAUUUGUGACAAUGAAUAAAAAAUUAUUGGAAAUUUUUUUCUUUUGUAUUAUGACAAUUUGAAAAAGAAUAAACAAAAUCUAGGUUUUCAAAGAUGCCAUCUGCUACUAAACAAGAACUUCAUUUAGCCAAAUCUCUUGAUGAAUUGAAGAAAAGAUCUGAAAUAACAAGAUUCGGCAAAACAAAUAUCGAACGAAUAAUUGAAUUUUCAAAUAAAUUUUAUCAUGAAGCAACUAUUCAUUUGCAAAAAGGUGAUAGUGAACGUGCCUAUAUGUUUUUCCAUCGUUUUUCAACACUUCUUAGUUAUAUUCAUAAUGAAAGUGAUAAACAGAAAUUCCUCAAUGCUCUUGGUAAUAAGGCAACAGAGGUAUUCGAAAAAAUGAAAUAUCUUACUGAUGAACUUUCCGAACGAUAUGCUGAAAAACAAAAAAGCUAUGAAGAUCGUAAAGCACAGCUAUUUAAGCAAACAACAUCAAUACCUGGAAACGCUGUUAAAGUAGAUCCUUUCGAUGUUCAAAUGGAUGACGAUGAUGAUGAUGAAUGUUAUCGGUCAAUUGAUUGUAAACGAUUAAUUCAACAUAUACAAUCAAUGUCAGAAAUAAAUAAAAUUCUUAUAAUCGAUAUUCGUUCAGCAGAAAAUUUUACCGAUUCAUCAAUCGCUGCAAAUAAACUUGCAACCACCGGAGAGGUCAACAUUAUAAACAUUCCAAAUGAUAUUAUUACAGCCGGUCUAACAUUAUCACAAUUGAAAAAGAAAAUAUCAUUCGGUGUUGCCCAAGAUGGCAUCGAACGGAGACGUUCAAUGGAUAUGGUUAUAAUUGUCGAUGAAAAAACCGUAGAAUUUGAUAAAAAAUUUAAAAGUUGUUUGUUGGCCGAUGCUUUUUGGAAGUGGGAUCAAUCACCUGAUAAAAUCAAAAAUAAACCAUUAUUAUUACAAGGAGGAUAUCGCGAUUUUAUACUUACCUAUCCGAUGUACACAACGAAUCCGAAUUCAGUAUCCAAUUAUAAUCCGAUGACGACAUUAUCAUUUGAUAGACCUAACCCAGAAUUUAAUUUGUACAAUUUUCUUGACGAAGAUAAUAAGCCACCAUCAUCAUUAAUGAAUAAUAGACAGCCUGCUAUAUCAACAACGUUAAACGAAAAUAACGUUAAUUUCAAUUCAAUUGCAUCAAAUGCUCUCGAUAAUAAAUCGAUGAAGUUUCCUGGUAUUGCUCGACCAAUCAUGCCAGAUAGAUCAUCAAAACCGAUAGAUAAGAUGCCAUUAAAUGGUAGUACGAAUCGAAUGAAAACAUUCAUCGAUAGACCGGCAUCUGAUAUGAAAACUACUUCCAUUAGCCAAUUACCCAAGGCCAAUCGAUCAAAUCUUCCUCCUAAGCCAGUUUAUUUACUUUCUUCGUUACAGAAUGGCAACAAGACAAAUGGCAGUCUGGAAAACAAUCAAGGUGAUAGACAAACAGACCAUGAUGAUGAUGUCGGCAAAUUUGUUGAAUCUGAUAUGGAAAUGGUCGAAAAUUCGUUAAAUGUCCGUGAACAACAAAAUGAAGUAUUUCCAAUGGAUGAAGAAAUGUCCGACUAUGAAAAUCAAAAUAGCAAUAAUCAUAAUCAAAAUGAUAGCGAUUCCGAUAAUGAAUCGAUAGCGAAUUCGAUAUCAAAACCUUUGGAAAUGAAUAAUAUGAAUAACAAAAAUGAUCGUCAUAAUAAUCAACCAUUUUCAUCCAGUCUAUCUCGAUCUUUAUCAUCACCGAAUAUAGCUCAAUUUGAACAAAAUUUUCAUUUCAACGAUACGACAAGCCCAUUAACAAAUUCAAGUAGUCCAAAAUUUCCACCACAAAUACCGUUAGUUGAUCGAUCGGCAAAACCAUUUGCGAUUAAUUUUCGAAAAACUCGUGAUUUUAGUCCACAAUUUAGUUCAUGUGCACGAAUCGCCGGCCUUCGAAAUCUGGGCAAUACAUGUUUCAUGAAUUCUAUGCUUCAGUGCCUAAAAAAUACGAGAGAAUUCUAUGAAUUUUUAAUCGCUGGAAAUGUUCACAUAAAUCUGAAUUCCAAAUUCGGUUCAAACGGUGAAUUGACAAUCGAAUUGAUAGAACUAUUCAAGCAGAUGCGUUAUCCUUCCAACUUCAAACACAUUUCUCCGAAAGAUUUCAAAUGUGCUGUUAGUCGUCAUAUACCAGAUUUUAUUGAUUAUAAACAACAAGAUUCACAUGAAUUUCUCGUACGGCUAUUGGAUCGACUUCAUGCUGAUUUGAAUCGAAGUAAACCGGACAUCAUUCAUGAUCCAAUUCAUAAGGAUCCAAAUUUCUAUGAUAAACUAUCGAUUGCCGAAGCAGCGCGAACCUUUUGGUCACUUCAUAUUCGACGAAAUGAUUCAUUCAUAAGCGAUAUAUUCGAAGGAUUGAUUGUCAGUACAUUAACUUGUCUGCAUUGUAAAUCAUCAUCGAAAUCAUUGGAAGCAUUCACAUGUCUCACAUUACCGAUACCGGAAAAUGCUGGUCGAACAACAUUACAGAAUUGUAUUAAUUUAUUCCUACGUGGUGAACUAUUAUCAAAUGAAGUUGCAUGGCAAUGUCAAUCAUGUAGACAGAAAAGAGAUGCACAAAAAUGUACAUAUAUUUGGAGAUUACCACGGAUUCUGAUUAUUCAUUUAAAAAGAUUCACUUAUGAUGGAAUGUGGAGGCAAAAAAUAUCAAAUUUUGUCGAUUUUCCCAUUGAACAUUUAAAAAUGGAAACAACUAAUGAUGAAAUUCGUGUGUUUAGUCUUUACGGUGUGGUCAAUCAUUUUGGAUCAUUAGAAGGUGGUCAUUAUGUUGCUUAUUCCAGAAAUCGUGAAUUGAACAUUGAUUGGCAUCGAUAUGAUGAUCAGGAUGUAUCACCGAUGUCUGCUUCUGAUGUUGUCACACAGAAUGCCUAUGUCUUAUUCUAUAGAUCAAAAUGAAUCAAUGAUUUCAUGAGAUUGAUUAAAUUUUUCAAUGAGCUGAAUCCUAUUUCUUAUAUUAUGAAUGGAAAUUUCCUUUGUAAGCCGAUAAAAUAUUUAAUCUGUUUUUUUUUUUUUUUGGUUUUUAUUUAUUAUUAUUUGUUAUGUAUUUCCUAUCCAUGAUGAUGAUAUCAUAUUCCUUAACUCAUUGAUUUGUAGAAAUGAUUUUUAAUUGAUUGAAUGAUUCACAAAAACAUUGUAAAUGACUUGAUUCCAAUAAAUUCAAAUUGCGGUAAAA
Dermatophagoides farinae (American house dust mite) is the source of this 3820-nucleotide messenger RNA. RefSeq names its product ubiquitin carboxyl-terminal hydrolase 8. Gene Ontology annotation, molecular function: cysteine-type deubiquitinase activity. Gene Ontology annotation, biological process: protein deubiquitination. The record is from RefSeq and is a predicted model, not a curated record. Lineage: Eukaryota; Metazoa; Arthropoda; Arachnida; Sarcoptiformes; Pyroglyphidae.